AUAUGCCGGAUGACAUUCCUUCAAUUAAAGAAAUCAAGACUUGGGAUCAUCCUGGAAUUGAAUAUUUCGAAACUUUUCCUUAUGAGAUCUGGUCAUUAAGGCAUUUUGUUCAUUGGGCAAUCGAAAAUAACUUGGACAAAGAGAUAUCGUACCGCACAUUUUACAAGGCCUUGAAAAAAAUAAGUGAGGAUCAAGAAGCUUCUCCGGUACUUCAUAACUUUGUACAAAAGCUUUUAAGAAAUAAGAAGUUCGAUGCUGCAGAAACACGUGAACUAUGGGAUCAUGCUGCCACAGUUUCUGACGUGAAUAAAGCAGUAGAUGUGGUCAAAGUGCAUAUUAAUCUAGAUGACAUCACGAGCCAGCGUGUAAAUCAUCUGGUCCUGCCAACGACCACAAAAUCCAAACAAUCAAACUUACCAGAAAUUUUGACGAGAAAAAGACGGGGUAGUAUAUAUUUGGAUUAUGAUGAUG
Acaulospora colombiana is the source of this 471-nucleotide messenger RNA. The record is from the annotation of a GenBank genome assembly. NCBI's taxonomy places the organism in Eukaryota, Fungi, Glomeromycota, Glomeromycetes, Diversisporales, Acaulosporaceae.